Syngnathus acus (greater pipefish) is the source of this 6231-nucleotide messenger RNA. It is a transcript of the gene man2a2, whose product is annotated as mannosidase, alpha, class 2A, member 2. Gene Ontology annotation, molecular function: alpha-mannosidase activity; carbohydrate binding. Gene Ontology annotation, biological process: protein deglycosylation; N-glycan processing; mannose metabolic process. Bases 829 to 4284 code for a protein of 1151 amino acids. The transcript has 23 exons. The record is from RefSeq and is a predicted model, not a curated record. Gene Ontology annotation, cellular component: Golgi membrane. NCBI's taxonomy places the organism in Eukaryota, Metazoa, Chordata, Actinopteri, Syngnathiformes, Syngnathidae.
CUAACGACGCAAGCUAGCUAGCUAGCUAGCUGCUCACGCUAGUCGUCUACUAUCAUCGGUUAGCUGUCAGCCUUGCUUUGACUUGUAUGUAGCCUGAGCCACACACGUACACACAAGGCACGCUCCUCGCUUACGGUCCACUUGCCCCAUUGACAGCAGUUAAGGAAGAUUUCCUCUUGGCCACUGUGAUCAAGCACUGAUUUCCUGCUAUUUUCAAUUUGAUGACAGCACUGUGAGGACACCUUUUCCCCCCGGAAUGCCUGGAGCUGCUUUUGAAGAACCAGAAUCCGCUAUGAAACAGACAAGUGAUCAGACUUGUUAAGGCACUGGAAGGGAGCGAAGAAAACCUAUACUGACUGAUUAGCUGCUGCUGCGGCAGUGGAGGACUGGACCAGUAAGUGCCGGCCCACUGGGAGUCACCUGAUGUAGCAGAGACACUAGACUUCCUGUUGGAUCUCUUCCAUUUGUUUUGAGCUUGUUUUCUCCGUUCCUGCUGUCUCAUAGAUUUGGAUGAUCGAGCACAACGACCAUUUUAAAGCAGCCCGCUGGUGGCUGUGGCCUGGCCAGAGCUGAUGGACUUCUUGCCAGUUAUUGCUGAUUUAUUCGCUUAAUUCAAAUCCACUGCAGCCAUUGCCCACUUCUGUGUAGUCGCCAGUAUCAUGAAUGGAGGCUGGAGGACACAUUUGUGAGGAACUAAACCCUUGGGAUUUUUUUUUGAUUUUUUUUUUUGCCCAAUGAAGGGGUGUUUUUUAUUUUGAGCCCCAUUUUCUGUGUUGCUUGAAAAAGCAGCUGUGGUUUCUAUAGAAUCUGUAGAAGAGCCUGUAGAAGAUGAAACUGAGGAAACAGGUGACAGUGUGUGGAGGGGCCAUCUUCUGUGUGGCUGUGUUCUCACUUUACCUCAUGUUGGACCGCGUCCAGCAUGACCCUGCAAGGCGACAAAAUGGUGGAAACUUUCCACGGAGCCAAAUUUCAGUCCUGCAGAACCGGAUAGAGCAGUUGGAGCAGCUGCUCGAGGAAAACCAUCAAAUCAUCAGUCACAUAAAAGACUCUGUGAUGGAGCUCACAGACACAGGAGCAGUGUCUCCCAGUGGCCACCUGCCCUUUAGGAGUACCAAUGGCUCCUGGGUCCUUCCCUUUGACAGGCGCCCCACUUUCCUCGCUGUCAAGCCCCAGGACUGUCAGUUGGCUGCAGGCAGUCACAGUCAGGCAGAUGUUCAGAUGUUGGAUGUAUACUCCCUUCUCAAGUUUGACAACCCGGAUGGUGGUGUGUGGAAACAGGGAUUUGACAUAACUUACGAUGCUGAUGAGUGGGACAAAGAACCUCUGCAAGUGUUUGUGGUCCCACACUCUCAUAAUGAUCCAGGUUGGGUUAAGACGUUUGAUCAGUACUUCACAGACCAGACACAACAUAUUUUAAACAACAUGGUGGUGAAGCUGACUGAAGAUCCUCGCAGAAAGUUCAUCUGGUCUGAGAUUUCCUUUUUCUCCAAGUGGUGGGAGGGUGCAGAUGCACAAAAGCAGGAGGCUGCACGCAAACUCAUCCUCGAAGGACAGCUCGAGAUUGUCACAGGAGGCUGGGUGAUGACAGACGAAGCCAACGUUCAUUACUUUGCCAUGAUAGACCAACUUAUUGAGGGACAUCAGUGGCUGGAGAGAAACAUAGGGGCAACCCCCCACAGUGGAUGGGCAAUAGACCCUUUUGGGCACAGCUCUACGAUGGCCUAUGUGCUGAAGAGAGCCAACCUGACCAACAUGCUCAUCCAGAGGGUCCACUACUCAGUCAAAAAGCAUUUCGCUGCCACACGCAACCUGGAGUUUAUGUGGCGGCAGCCCUGGGACACUGGUUCCAGUUCAGACAUCUUAUGCCAUAUGAUGCCCUUCUACAGCUAUGAUGUGCCUCAUACAUGCGGGCCUGACCCAAAGAUCUGCUGCCAAUUUGACUUCAAGAGGCUACCAGGUGGCCGUAUCAACUGUCCAUGGAAAGUGGCACCAAAAACUGUGGUCGAAGCAAAUGUAGCAGAAAGGGCACAACUCCUCCUGGAUCAGUACCGCAAGAAGUCCAAACUUUACCGUAGCAAGGUGCUCCUCAUCCCUCUGGGGGAUGACUUUCGCUACGACAAGGCCUUGGAGUGGGACCAGCAAUAUACCAACUAUCAGAAGCUCUUCGAUUACAUGAAUUCUCACCCUGAGAUGCAUGCCAAGGCUCAGUUUGGAACUCUCACCGACUACUUCAAUGCUUUGUAUAAAUCCUAUGGAUUGGCUCCAGGAUCCCGACCUACAGACUUCCCUGUGCUCAGUGGGGAUUUCUUUGCCUAUGCAGACCGAGAAAAACACUACUGGACUGGCUACUUUACAUCCCGGCCCUUUUAUAAGAGCUUGGAUCGUGUCAUCGAAUCACACCUCAGGGGAGCUGAGAUACUUUACAGCUUAGCGGUCGCCAACGCCCGACACCUGGGCAUGGAAGGACGCUAUCCGGUCUCAGAUUACGCCCUGCUCGUUGAUGCCAGGCGCUCUGUGGGCCUCUUCCAGCAUCAUGAUGCCAUCACUGGUACUGCGAAAGAGAAUGUUGUUGUCGACUAUGGCACCAGAUUACUACGCUCACUCAUCGGUUUGAAGAGAGUUAUCAUCAAUGCUGCACAUUUCCUAAUAAUGAAGAACAAAGAAUUCUAUCGCUUCUACCAAACAGAGCCUUUCCUAGAGACGGAUGACAGACGUGCUACUCAGGACUCCCUUCCGCAGCACACUUUAAUCGAGCUGGAUCCGGCAGGGCCAAGAUACCUGGUCCUGUUUAACCCACUUGAGCAGGAGCGGCUAUGUGCCGUGACCGUGUUGGUCAACACUCACAAGGUGAGGGUGCUCACUGAAGACGGACAGACUCUCCCCACGCAAGUGAGCGCUCAGUGGAGCUCAGCCAAUCAAAUGAGUGCUGAAGUGUUUGAGGCUACAUUCAUGGUGCGUCUACCAUCGCUGGCGCUCACGGUCUUCCAUAUGUAUACCUCUCCGGACUCGCCCAUGACUCUGCGCUCGGACACCCUUUUCCGGCUGCCGCAAGGCGCCCUGACUGCCCACGCUUUGGACCCCCUACCUGUUCGGUCUCAGCAAAGUGACCCUCAGACCUUCUACAUCAGCAGCCAGUUUCUGACACUGGGCUUCUCUGGGACCACAGGCUUGCUGGAGACUAUCAAACACAAGGAAGAUCCCCAGGAAAUGAAGGUUCAGAUGCACUUCGUUCUGUAUGGAACUCAUCCUAAGGACAAAAGUGGUGCUUAUCUUUUCAUGCCAGAUGGAAAAGCAACGCCCUACGACCACCAAAAGCCACCUGUUGUACGUGUAGUUGAGGGACCUCUCUUCUCUGAAGUAGUGGCAAACUACCAACACUUUCAGCAGGCAAUUCGUAUCCACAACGUGCCAGGUGUGGAUGGUCUCUCUGUGGACAUCACCACCACAGUGGACAUCAGAGAUCAGACCAACAAGGAGCUGGCCCUGCGACUGGUCACUGACAUCCAGAGCGGAGAUGUCUUCUACACAGACCUCAAUGGCUUCCAGAUGCAGCUUCGUCGCCGCCACCAGAAACUCCCCUUGCAAGCUAACUUCUACCCAAUGCCCAGCCAGGCCUACAUCCAGGACAACCAUCACAGGCUUACGCUGCACACGGCACAGGCUCUGGGUGUCAGCAGCUUGGAGAAUGGCCAGUUGGAGGUCAUUUUGGACCGCCGACUGAUGCAGGAUGAUAAUCGUGGGCUGGGUCAAGGCCUAAAGGACAACAAGAGGACGAUCAACCGCUUCCGAUUACUUCUGGAGAGGAGAUUGAAGGGAAACAAGAUGACAGACAACUCCGUGAUGAUGAGCUUCCCCUCUCUGCUUGGUCACAUGACCAACGCCAUCCUGAAUCACAAUGUUCUGGCGCUACCUGUCCUGCCUAAAAGGCGCGGCGUGCCUCCUCUGCAAACCUUUGCGCCACUCAAGUCAAUGCUCCCCUGUGACUUUCACCUUCUAAACCUUCGCAGCAUUCAAAGCCAAGACCCCAAUGCUCCAUCACCAUACACAGCUUUAAUUCUUCACCGUCUUGGCCUCGACUGUGCUUUGGAUGUUCCAAGCUUGGGAUUCAACUGCACCACCACCCAAGGACAGCUGAAUGUUUCCAGCCUCUUCAAGAACUUGGACCUGCAGCUGCUGCAGCCCAUGUCUUUGACCCUAAUGUACUCUAGUCCACCACUGGCCAACCAUUCCACAGUCAGCCUGGAUCCAAUGGAGAUCUCAGUCUUCAAGCUCAAACUGCGCUAGGAGCUAAUGUGAUCCUGCAAGCUCAGAGUCUUUGGACCCACAACUGGAGCCUUGGAGCUUUGGACCAGAACAGGGCACUCUGAUUUGGCUGUGACAAACGCAUUGUGCAGAACCACAAACUCUCAUGAGAACACAGCCGCAGUGGGUUCUACUGCGUAAGAAUGUGUUUCAGCCUGGAACUGAACUACUGAAUGUAAAUAUCCCAAUGAUGUGCAAGUGGUAGUAAGAGGGAGGAGAUGGUGGGGUUAAGGGGUUCAUAAAAAAUGUGUGCAGCAGGAGUGCAAUUUCCAAAGCUUUAUUUGUUGUAUUAUGAGCUUUUAUUUUUUUAAUUUUCUAUGCUCACACUGAUGUUGGCAACAUUGAAAUCACUUUUUUUUUCUCCCCCGAUUUAACGUUACAUUUCUUUGUUGCCUCAAUGCAACAAAGACGAUAUCCUGUGUGGAUAUUCAGAGAUGCAAGUGGGUCUCCACUCUGUGCAGUAACAAGUAGAUCACGUAAGCGCGCUGCUCAUCAUUCAGAGCUUCCUUGACAUCGCGGGCGAACAUUUGUUUUAAGCCUUGUGUUGGCAUGUCACAACUGAGUGGCUGUGUGUAUAGUUGUGCUUCACCAACACUAGACUGUGUGUGUGUGUGCGUGCGUGUUAGGGGCCACCACUUGGGACAUGUACAGUUAGCGGGAUGGAGCAAAGAAGCAUCAAGAUAGAGAUGACAGGAUUUUUUUUUAAUCAUAUUUUAGUCACUAUGGUGGCAUCAAUGCAACUUUUCAUCUUGCUGGAAUUAUUAUGGCCAUGCCUCACACAGUGUUUGGAAAGUCAAAGUGCACUUCUUUGUAUUAUGAGAAAUACAGGGGAGUGUCUCAAUAAAAAUGUAAGUGCACUGACUUUCUGUACAUCCUGUAGCUGUAUGUGAUUAUAGCAUUAACAAAUCUAAACCAGUGCCCUCCUCCCAUUUUUCCAUCAGGGCCCAAUUUAUGGUAGUACUGAUUUUUUACUGACUGGCAAACAUUGAGUGCUGACUGUGGGGGUGGUGGUCUUGUGUCAUUGUGAAUUCCUGAUUGGCUGGGGUGACCCCAUGUAUUGCUGAUCGGGACGUAUAUGCUCUGCUAUGAAUGCCCCCAGCCAAUUUAUCUGUGCGGCCUGGUGGUUGGGGACUAUUGGAUUAAACAACAAAUCUACUGCUGGCGUAAGACUUUUUUUUUUUUUUUUGCACAGUGCUAUCAUUUAUGUAUGCAUGGAGUAUGUCAGGGAAAAUUUGUGAUGCUGUAACUGCAGGUUCAGCUCGGUAGUUGAAUGCAAAGUGAUUUCGAUUUCAGCCAUUGGUUUCUAAUCCGUAGAAAUCAAACUGAGGUUUUUGCUGUUAACUUCCUGGGUUUGUUGUCUUUAAAUAAUGAAGUUCAACCCCACGGAGAUUUGCAAUAAUUAAUAAUCCUAUUUUCAGUUAGUUUACAUCAGUAAUACCCAUCAUGGUGAAAUCUUAUUAAGUUUGGUCAAAAAAACGACACGUCUGAAAAUGGACUUUAAAGAAAUGUCUUGUGAAAAUUCCAAUGGCCUGUUUUUCCAGCUGAUGGUUUUAUCAACUUUUCAAAAUUGGGAGGCAGAGCUGAGUUAAAGUGUAGUGACAAAGUGUAGGUGGCUGAUGUGUGGAACACUCGGUGCUACAUACAAAAUCCCAUUUGCAUUUCGAACUGCAUUUUCUCGAGGCUGAGUCUGCUCAGCAUGGAGUUAUGGACAUACAUUCUUAUGAUUGGGCAUUAAAUAACUGUUUGGUUAGUUCAUUUCCCUCAGGAGGUCUGUCACAUCAUGUGCUGCUCUGGCUUCUAUUAACAUUUCAAUGUGACCACAUUUAAGUUCCUGCUCUUUUGUCCCUAGAUCUCUAGCUCAGCUCUUUCACAAUGUGUCACAUGGAAAUUGUGGAAAUUUGUCUUAAUAAAAUAAAAAUGGUUUAGAAG